GAAGUACUCAGCUGUCCAAAAACUGAAGAUGGGUGGAAGGAUGUGGCCAAGAAGUUCAGUUCCAGAUGGAAUUAUCAUAAUUGCCUUGGUGCCGUCGACGGCAAACACAUGGCAAUCAGGAAGCCGCCAAAGUCUGGGUCCUUGUACUUUAACUAUAAAGGUUUCCAUAGUAUUGUUCUCAUGGCUGUAGCAGAUGCAGAAUAUAAGUUUCUGUAUGUGGAUGUUGGAGCAGAGGGUGGCUCUUCAGAUGGUGGAACUUGGAAAAACUGCAACUUGUAUGAUGCCAUUGAAGGGGAAAGAGCAGGGGUGCCGCCACCGGAACCAAUGCCCAAUGAUGACAUGCCCAUACCUUUCCAUUUUGUAGCUGACGAUGCAUUUGCGAUGAAGCCCUGGCUAAUGAAGCCCUUCUCACAUAGGUCCCAAGUUCAUGAAGAGAUCAUAUUCAGUUAUAGACUAAGCCGAGCUAGGCGAGUAGUGGAAAACUCGUUUGAUAUUUUGGCUCACAGGUUCAGAUGUUUCCUGACUACACUUCCGCAGAAGCCCCAAACUACCAACUUAAUCAUCUUGAGUGCCUGCGUCUUACAUAAUCUGAUAUUAACCAGGUACCCACUGGCAUCAGGAGAUGUAGACCAUGAAGAUCCAUCUACGCAUGCGAUGAUACCUGGUGCAUGGAGAGACGACCCUGUGUUUCACGGUCUGAGAGCUCCGACAGGAAACACUUCUAUCAAGGAAGCUAAGAGCCAACGUGCAUAUCUAUCACAUUAUUACACCUCCCGCGCUGGAGCAGUUUCUUGGCAAGAAAAGAUGAUAACCUAAGCAGAUUAACUAUGACAUUAUUGUGAUGCAGUAUAGCACUAGCUCAAUUCCACAAAAAAUGCCAAAUGACACUGGCACAAAUGAAAUUUUAUUUCUUGAAUGGUUAUGU
Molecule: messenger RNA, 925 nt
Organism: Lytechinus pictus (painted urchin)
Lineage: Eukaryota; Metazoa; Echinodermata; Echinoidea; Temnopleuroida; Toxopneustidae
Product: putative nuclease HARBI1
Exons: 2
Coding region: 109-816 (235 amino acids)
Source: RefSeq, a predicted model, not a curated record